GCCGCCCGGCGCUGGGGGAAGGAAUGCGGAUCUCGCGGCCGCACCGCCCCCGGCUCACGGGGGCGGGGCGGGAAGGAAGGAGAAUGUACUGGACGGAGCGGAGUACGGGCGCUGGGCGAGGUGGUAGCGUUCUGCGCCGGGUUACGUGAGGGCAGAGGAGGGAAGACAGACACUCGGUGGAAAAAGCGUGCUUGGUGCUUCUCACCGGAGCGCCUUCGGAAAGGUUUCGGUCCCCCACCCCUUCAUAGUAAAGUGAUAUUGACUUGUUUCAAGUGACCGAAAACAGUUUCUGUCCGUCCCCGGGGGCGAUGUCCCAGGCGCUAGCGAAAGAGGUCCCGCAGGAGGAGGGCGAGAGGGGCUCUCGGAGAAGCAGCUGGGGGCUGCUGGUCACGGCCGGUGUGGGAGGGACCUUGGUGGCCCUCUAUGCUGUGGCCACCCCCUUCGUGACCCCGGCCCUGAGGAAGGUGUGCCUGCCCUUCGUUCCUGCAACCGCCGCUCAGAUCCAGAAUGUGCUGAAAAUGUUGGAAAACAGAAAUGGCUCCCUAGUUGACAUUGGUAGCGGAGAUGGCCGUGUUGUGAUAGCAGCUGCAAAAAAGGGAUUCCAGGCUGUCGGUUAUGAAUUGAAUCCCUGGCUAGUCUGGUACUCCAGAUAUUGUGCCUGGAGAGAUGGAGUACAUCAGAACACCAAAUUUUAUAUUUCAGAUUUAUGGAAGGUUUCUUUUUCCCAUUAUAGAAAUGUUGUUGUUUUUGGAGUACCUCAAAUGAUGCCACAGCUGGAGAAGAAGCUGGAAGAAGAACUUGAAUGCCAUGCCAGAGUCAUUGCCUGUCGCUUCCCUUUCCCUUGCUGGAUUCCAGAUCAUACUACUGGAGAGGGAAUAGACACUGUGUGGGCCUAUGAUUUGAAACAUUCUAGAAGAUGUGAAACAAAAAGCUUGGAAAUUACACCAGAGACAGAAUCUUAAACAUCUAAUUUGGUUUCUUACAGAAAUUUUUGUCUUUGACUGGACCUGUUGAAGAUAAGAUUAAUGUGGAGAGAGUCCUGGCAUAUGAAGAUGUGUAUUCACCAUAAAAACUGAAGUACAGUGGUUGUCUGAAAGUACACAAAGGUUUCUGAAAAGGUGUAGUUAAAUGACUUAAUACAGUGUCCUGGUUUAACCCCAUCUAGCAGUGAAGUACCACACAGAUGUUCACUCACCCAUACUCCCCCAGUAGGAUGGGAAAGAAAACUGAAAAAAAAGGUCAUACCCAUGACCAUGGAUUGAGAUAGGAAUAAUUUAAUAAUUUAUAUAAAUUUACUACUAAUACUAACAACAAGAGAAGAAAAACCCAAGAAAGCUGAGUGAUGCACUGUACCCUUGCUCACCACCCACUGAUGGAUGCCCACUCCAUCCCAUAGCAGCAACUGGUCCCUCCUUGCCAACUCUCCAAUUUAUAUACUGGACAUGAUGUUCUAUGGUGUGGAAUGUCCUUUUGGCCAGUUUGAGUCAGCUGUCCUGGCCAUGCUUCCUCCUAGCAUCUUGCAUACCUCCUUGUUGGCAGAGCAUGAGAAACUGAAAAGGCUUGGAUUAAGUACUGUUCAGCAUCAAGUAAAACCAUCAGUGUGUUAUCAGCUUUAGUCUGUUCUAAAUCCAAACCACAGUGCUGUACCAGCUAUCAGGAAGAAAACUAACUCCCAGCUGAAAGCAGAAUAUGUAGUUAGUCAAAAUUACAAAAACGUUUUUAUAGAAGUGGAAAACUUCAAUAUGAAAAAGCAAAUUAGGCUGGUCUGUUGUGAUAGAUCGGCAUUUAAGAAAACAAA
Messenger RNA from Parus major (Great Tit), 1798 nucleotides. RefSeq names its product ATP synthase c subunit lysine N-methyltransferase (gene ATPSCKMT). The record is from RefSeq and is a predicted model, not a curated record. Bases 309 to 962 code for a protein of 217 amino acids. Gene Ontology annotation, molecular function: protein-lysine N-methyltransferase activity. Gene Ontology annotation, biological process: positive regulation of proton-transporting ATP synthase activity, rotational mechanism; regulation of mitochondrial ATP synthesis coupled proton transport; peptidyl-lysine trimethylation. The transcript is spliced from 5 exons. Gene Ontology annotation, cellular component: mitochondrion. Lineage: Eukaryota; Metazoa; Chordata; Aves; Passeriformes; Paridae.